Molecule: messenger RNA, 222 nt
Organism: Menidia menidia (Atlantic silverside)
Lineage: Eukaryota; Metazoa; Chordata; Actinopteri; Atheriniformes; Atherinopsidae
Source: the annotation of a GenBank genome assembly
CUGACGGUUCCUGGCGGGUUCCUGACGGUUCCUGACGGUUCCUGGUGGGGCGGCGAGGAGGCGGACGUGGACCGGAACAAGUGCUGCACGCUGUGCAACAUGUCCUUCACCUCCGCCGUGGUGGCGCAGUCGCACUACCAGGGGAAGAUCCACGCCAAGAGGCUGAAGCUGCUCCUGGGGGAGCCGCCCGCCCUCAGAACCAAAGUAGAUACUCGUCUUUAA